Vombatus ursinus (common wombat) is the source of this 1690-nucleotide messenger RNA. RefSeq names its product placenta expressed transcript 1 (gene PLET1). Bases 27 to 599 code for a protein of 190 amino acids. The record is from RefSeq and is a predicted model, not a curated record. Lineage: Eukaryota; Metazoa; Chordata; Mammalia; Diprotodontia; Vombatidae. Gene Ontology annotation, cellular component: external side of plasma membrane; apical plasma membrane. Gene Ontology annotation, biological process: wound healing, spreading of epidermal cells; positive regulation of cell migration; negative regulation of cell-matrix adhesion. The transcript is spliced from 4 exons.
GGUGUUUCUCAGACCAAGCAGAGACAAUGGCAGCCCUCAGCUCUGCCCUGAAGCUGCUGCUGCUGCUUCUGCAGCUGCUGGGCCUCCAGGUGCUGCUUUUUUCAGGCUCGGCUGUAAGCUCCCCUGAAGACUGCACCUUCCCUGAAACAACCAACACCAGCAGCAACUUCUCCAUCAAGGCAGAUUCGAACAUUUACAAGACCAACAAAACUUACACAGUGACUUUUUCUGGGAAUGAGGACCUCUACUCUGUGAUCCUGCAAGCCGUGGACAAGGACAACAAGUCCAUCGGCCAUUGGCAAAAUCCUGAUCACCUGUGCAAUGACUCUGUGCUGUACCAAGUGAAAAAUUUCAAUGGCACCAUCUUCCAGGCAAACUGGACAUCCCCUAAUUGCUCAGACAUCAUGGAAGUUGAGAUACGGGCCUUUACCUUCUAUUUCAACUAUGGGGCCACCUUCUCUUCAUUCAAACUGGACAGGAAAGCAUCAACCCCAUUGCUAACCACCCCCAAAAGUUCUGCCCAAAAAGCCUACACCAGUACAAUCAUUGACAUCAUUCAGCUCCUAUUCGUCUAUUUCACCAGCAAAUUGAUCUCCUAAGGAAGCAUGUGUUCUGGUACCACUGUCCUUCUUUCCUUCUUGAGCCAAGGCGUGAAGACUGUGUGAAUGAAGGUUCCAUAUUCCCACAAUGUAUGACUGUUACAACAGUGUAAGACUGACUGUAGCAGAGACAGAGGAUUCACUCUGCAUGCAGUGCUAGAGGUUUGACAAUCAACUAGCUGGUGAAAUUAAGCUAGGUAAGACAGCCAAAUAGAUUUCUGGAACUGGAAAUUAGGCUUUUUCUUCUCCUAUCCAGCCAAGCUAGGUAAAAAUAAAAAUGGAUGAUAACAGUAACCAUUUGGCCAGAAUGUAAAUUGGAGUUGAUCUUCAGUUAUCACUUUGAUGGCCAAUCCCACACUCAUCCAAACCUCACUUGGUGCCAAAUGAUUUCCCUGCACCCCUGAAAGUCAUGGAAGGAAUGGCCAGGAGGGAUCAGAUUUCUGGUGCAAAUAUAUCCAGAUUUUUUAAAAUGCGUACAUUUGAUAGCAUUUUUAACUUACUGAGGAAGAAAGGAAAUGAGCUGAAAUCAGUACUUCUGCUACUGGGAAACUCCCAUUCCAUUCAAACUGGUAGGUUUGUGAAGGACAACAUAAGAAAAGACAAUGUUUGGUGAACGAGUUUGGGGGAUAGGGAAGAGAGGCUGCAAGUGAUGAUUUUAAAAAACUUAUUUCCUUUCAUUUCCAAUGAAUUUUUUUCAAUAUUGCACCCAAUGAAUUCUAAGGAUAAGCUAGAUAAAUUGACACAAUAAAAAUCCUAGUAUAAUCCCUAUUCAUUUUCACUUAAAACAGAGACUAUGACACCCACUUCUUAUUUAUAAAUCAGGACAUUAGGAAAGUGGCAUUAUGUGUUUUUGGUUUGGGUGUUUGUUUUGGGGAUUAUUUUUAAGUUCACCAGACACAGUGGAUGAUAAUAUCUCAACAUCCAUUUUCCUAUAGACCAGACUGGCCAUUUCCCCUCCUAAAUAAUUUAUUUUUAGGUAAAUUGAUAUAAUUUAUAUAAAGAGAGAAGAUAUGAGAUUCCUAGAAUCAAAUUUGUCACAAACGAAAAACUUCUGUGCCAUGUAUUAAAUAAAGGCUUUUGUUCUCAUUUAA